Molecule: messenger RNA, 1410 nt
Organism: Camelina sativa (false flax)
Lineage: Eukaryota; Viridiplantae; Streptophyta; Magnoliopsida; Brassicales; Brassicaceae
Product: UPF0725 protein At3g44770-like
Source: RefSeq, a predicted model, not a curated record
UCCCUACGUAACGUCGAAAGAAGAAGAAGAUGGCGGAUACUCUGCGGCGGAUGUUGGAUAGCGGAAAGCUAACGGACGAACAAUGCCUCUCUAUGUUGAGGGUUUUAGAUUCCGAUGAUAAAGUAGUGGGUCGAUGCACAUGUCAGAAAGUGAUUGAGGAAAAAGCUUUUAAACGAAUCGACAACAGGAAACCUCUGAAGCAGUUGUUGGAGAUGCGGAAUCUAUCUGAUGAGGAAUACGACAAUCAUUUACGUGAAAUAGAUGAAGAUCAAGGAGAAUCGGAAGAAGUAGACGAAAGGUACUUCCGCCAAAUGAUUGAGUCUCAGCUUUUCGAUAUCGAUCCUGACGUUCGUGUCCCACGUUUGAUCGGACUCUCACAUUUUUAUUUUGGGGACAAGGAGGAAGAACAACCACCUCCCGAAAUGGAUCUCUACGGCCAGUUGGCUGUUCAUUGGUUCAACUUUGAGAACAAUAGGAACUUGAAGUUCUUACGCAUACCAAAAUUGAAUACCGAGCAUCCGUUUCCUCUAUACUACUAUAUUACUGUAGAGGUUAAAGAUGAGGUUGAAGAUGUUGAUGUUGAUGCUGCUGCUGAUUCGUCUCCGUCGUCUCUCACUCUGCAAACUAUGGUCACAAGACCUUUUGGUGCCUCUGCCUCUUUGGAAGCUAUGAUGGAAGUUACGAUUGAAGGCUGCAGAAUCAAACCCACCACAACAGGAGCGUAUCAGCCGUAUCAGCCAGAUUUCCACCACUUCAUGUUUAGUAGGGUUGAUGCGUUACGCAGAGGAUGUAUGCCUACCUUUUUGUCGGGACCACCAGAAGAAGCAGCUGAUGAUCAGAGAUUCUACGAGGUUCCGGACGAGGACAUUCGUAAAAAUGAUUGGCUUCGUCUGUAUGCCCACUUUGCACUUUUCAAAGUUUGCGAGGCUGGAUCUCAUGCUUUCCCGCCAAAGGAGAUGGAGUUGAAGAAGGUACUUGUGCAAACCCGAGUAACAACAACUCAAUAUGAUGAUGAUGAUGAUGAUGAUGAGCCGCCGUCUCCGAUUUUCAAUCCCAUUGAUGCCAAGUCUAAGAAUGCCAUCUUCCACAUAAGCUUCGAGGCCAACUGUCGCGACUACACAUCCGUAGUAAGGAGAACUGUAGAUGGGGUUUCAGGACAUAUGCAACUCGAAGUCAACACCACGGAGACUGAUUGCUUCUCUUCUUCAACAGAUGAUCAAAGUUAGUUGGUGGUCAUGCUGGUGCGCUCUGUUACAAUCACUCGUCAGAAUACUCCUUCUUAUGCUUUAUGUCGUUUUAUCUAUCCUUUGGUUUCUAACCCUCCACCGCAAGCAACUAUUAUCUAUGAUCUUGCAUUUGCGUUCUCUAUCGUAUCAAACGGCUUGGUAUGUUGUUGUGUUUAAAUUUGUC